This is a messenger RNA of Canis lupus familiaris (dog), 766 nucleotides long. It is a transcript of the gene ANTKMT, whose product is annotated as adenine nucleotide translocase lysine methyltransferase. Bases 54 to 734 code for a protein of 226 amino acids. Gene Ontology annotation, biological process: regulation of mitochondrial ATP synthesis coupled proton transport; positive regulation of proton-transporting ATP synthase activity, rotational mechanism; peptidyl-lysine trimethylation. Gene Ontology annotation, cellular component: mitochondrion. NCBI's taxonomy places the organism in Eukaryota, Metazoa, Chordata, Mammalia, Carnivora, Canidae. Gene Ontology annotation, molecular function: protein-lysine N-methyltransferase activity. The record is from RefSeq and is a predicted model, not a curated record. The transcript has 5 exons.
GCCGCGGCGGGGACGCUCUCCCGGAGCCCGGGAGGACGCUGGGGCGGGGGGCCAUGGAGCCGGACGAGCCGGGCGAGGCGCUGACGGAGCUGCGCGAGCGGCGGCUGGGGGCGCUGGGGCUGCUGCAGGCGGCGGCGGGCUCGGGGCUGGCCGCCUACGCCGUGUGGGCGCUGCUGCUGCAGCCGGGCUUCCGGGCCGUGCCGCUGCGGCUGCAGGUGCCCUAUGUGGGGGCGAGCGCCAGGCAGGUGGAGCACGUGCUGACGCUGCUGCGAGGCCGUCCCGGGAAGACGGUGGACCUGGGCUCCGGCGACGGCAGAAUUGUGCUGGCGGCCCACAGGUGCGGCCUUCGCCCGGCGCUGGGCUACGAGCUGAACCCGUGGCUAGUGGGGCUGGCUCGGCUGCAUGCCUGGAGGGCGGGCUGCGCGGGCAGCGUCCGCUUCUGCUGCCAGGAUCUCUGGAAGGUGAACCUGAGGGACUGCCACAACGUGUCUGUGUUCCUGGCGCCUAGCGUGCUCCCGCUGCUGGAAGACAAGUUGCAGGCAGAGCUGCCCGAAGGGGCCCGAGUGGUGUCGGGGCGCUUUCCUCUCCCCACUUGGCAGCCUGUGGCCGUGUUGGGUGAGGGUCUGGACCGCGUCUGGGCCUAUGACGUCCAUAGUGGUAGCCCAGCUGGUCAGGUCCCCCCAGGACCCAGUUCUGCCUCAGUCCCUGGGGCCCCCACUUCUCUGGCUGGCUGACUAUUUGGACACAAUAAAGACUCAGCGGACUA